Messenger RNA from Candida tropicalis MYA-3404, 1176 nucleotides. RefSeq lists its product as uncharacterized. Gene Ontology annotation, cellular component: plasma membrane; fungal-type cell wall. Bases 1 to 1176 code for a protein of 391 amino acids. The transcript has a single exon. Gene Ontology annotation, biological process: fungal-type cell wall organization. Lineage: Eukaryota; Fungi; Ascomycota; Pichiomycetes; Serinales; Debaryomycetaceae. The record is from RefSeq and is a predicted model, not a curated record.
AUGGAGAUUGAAAUGGAUAUUCCUUCACAUUGUCGACAAAAUGAAUUUCAAAUUCGUAGUCAAGAAGAUUUACAAGAUUUAUCAAAUUGUGAAAUUUUAAUUGGUAAUUUAAUUAUUCAAGAUUUUGAUUAUCCUAUAAUUACAUUUAAUAAUUUGGAAAAAAUUUUAGGUAAUUUAACUAUUAAAAAAUCACCUGAAAUUGUUCGUAUAGAAGCUCCUUUAAUGGAAUUAAUUAGUGGAUCAUUUUCAAUGUUUGAAUUGACUUCAUUAGCUUUAAUUUCAUUUCCUGCUUUGAAAUGGGUUAAUAUAUUGGAUUGGAAAAUUUUACCAAUUUUAAGUAAUGUUCAUUUUAAUAAUGAAAUUCAAGGUAUUGAAAGUAUAACUAUAUCUGAUACUUCAUUGACUGGAUUUUCUGGAUUUUUAGCUGAUACAAUUGAUAAUUUAGAUAUUAAUAAUAAUCGAUUUUUAGAUACUAUUGAAAGUAAUGUUGAAGUAAUACGUGGGAAAUUACAUAUUGGUGCUAAUGCAAAUGAUGCAAAAGUUUCAUUACCUAAAUUGAAACAAAUUAAUCGUGUUAGUAUAAGUAAUGUUGAACGAUUGAAUUUAGAUGAAUUGGAAUCUGUUGAUGAUUCUUUAAGUUUAACUAAUAAUUAUUUUCAACAAAUUAAAUUUCCAAAAUUAAGUUAUGUUGGUGGUAGUUUAAGCUUAUCAGGUAAUGAAAUGGUUAAUGAUUUGGAAUUUCCAAAUUUAAGUGAAUUGGGAGGUGGAUUAGUUUUAACUAAUAAUAGUCUUGUUGAACGAGUUAAUUUCUUGCCAAAAUUGAGAAUUAUUGGUGGUGCUUUAGAAUUGGUUGGUGCUAUUAAAGAAAUUUCUUUGAAAAAUUUGAAACUUUGUAAAGGAAGUGCAAGUGUUAAAUCAACUUCUCCAGUUUUUGAUUGUGCUAAAUGGUCAAGAAGUGAGAUUAUAUUGGUUGUAAGAGGUGGGAAAAUUGAAUGUACUGAUGCAAAUAAUGAAAAGAUUACUUCAAGAACUAAAGAUGAUGGUGGUGAAUUGAUUACAAAUUCAACUCUUGAUGUUGAAUAUCAUGAAAAUAAAUCCAAUUUUGCAGUAUUGACUACUGAAUUGUCUUUUAUCAAGUUUUUUACUAUUUUAAUGUUCAGUUUUGCAAUCAUCUGA